AACUUUGAAUAAUUUGAACAUAAACCCUCAUCAAACUCUUCAUCAAACUACGCAUAUCCAACAUUAUAUCCCAUCCUCUCCGUUCGAACACAGCCAUCAUGUCUUCCGCACGCUUCAUUACCCUCGCCAAGUCCCGUGUGGCAACCUCGGUCCCGAGCUCCAUUGCUAUUCGAUCCAUUUCCUCAACUUCUCGGCUGCAGAAGAGCGCCGUUGAUUCGGCCAAGGAUACUCUCAAGAAGACUGAUCGGAUGGUCUCCGAUGCCGCCGUCGGUGGUAUCAACAAGGGUGAGGAGGUUGCUGGCAAGAUGAAGGAGGCCGUCGGUGGCGCGAAGCAAGAGGCCAAGAUCAAGGCCGGAGACGCCAAGGGCAAUGCUUCCGAGUAUGAAGGCAAGAUCAAGGGCGCAGCAGAGGAGGCCAAGGGCUCAGCAGAGGAGGUUGCUGGCAAGGCCAAGGGAAAGGCACAUGAGGCAGCUGGCAAGGCCAAGGAGCACCUCAGCUGAGUGUUGUGCGAAUAAUCAAGUUAUGU
Messenger RNA from Penicillium pulvis, 526 nucleotides. RefSeq lists its product as uncharacterized. Lineage: Eukaryota; Fungi; Ascomycota; Eurotiomycetes; Eurotiales; Aspergillaceae. The record is from RefSeq and is a predicted model, not a curated record. The transcript has 2 exons. Bases 99 to 500 code for a protein of 133 amino acids.